This is a messenger RNA of Prunus armeniaca (apricot), 1902 nucleotides long. The record is from the annotation of a GenBank genome assembly. Lineage: Eukaryota; Viridiplantae; Streptophyta; Magnoliopsida; Rosales; Rosaceae.
AUGCCACAGGAUUUGUCGUCGGACCAAGACACGGACGAUGCUGAUGCCGAGUUUGUGGAGGUUGAUCCCACUGGUCGAUACGGUCGGUAUAAAGAGAUUCUAGGAAAAGGGGCUUUCAAGAAAGUAUAUCGAGCAUUUGAUGAAUUGGAAGGAAUAGAAGUAGCUUGGAAUCAGGUUAAAGUGGCAGAUCUAUUACGCAACUCUGAAGAUUUAGAGCGGCUUUAUUCAGAAGUUCAUUUGCUUAAGACUUUAAAGCACAAGAACAUAAUUAAGUUUUACAAUUCGUGGGUCGAUGCCAAGCAUGAGAAUAUCAACUUUAUUACGGAGAUCUUCACUUCAGGAACAUUGCGGCAAUACCGGAGAAAGCAUAAGCAUGUUGAUUUGAGGGCGUUGAAGAAAUGGUCUAGGCAGAUUUUAGAAGGCCUUUGGUAUCUUCAUAAUCAUGACCCCCCUGUUAUCCAUCGAGAUUUGAAGUGUGACAACAUUUUUGUCAAUGGGAACCAAGGUGAGGUGAAAAUUGGUGACUUAGGACUGGCUGCUAUUCUUCGCCAGGCUCGCUCAGCUCAUAGUGUUAUCGGUACUCCGGAGUUUAUGGCGCCAGAGCUUUAUGAAGAGGAAUACAAUGAGCUAGUAGACAUUUAUGCCUUUGGCAUGUGCUUGUUAGAAUUGGUGACCUUUGAGUAUCCAUAUGUUGAAUGUAACAAUGCUGCUCAAAUAUUCAAGAAAGUGACAUCAGGAAUAAAGCCAGCAUCAUUGGCGAAAGUGACAGAUCCCGGAGUUAAAGCAUUUAUAGAAAAGUGCAUUACGAAAGUCUCUGAUCGUUUGUCUGCCAAGGAACUUCUAAUGGAUCCUUUUCUCCAAUCUGAUCAGGAUCGUGAAAGUACAUCUCGUUCUCUACAACCCGAAACUCAUUAUUCAGAUGCAGAAGGCAGUUCUGAUCAGAUUGAUAUUGGACCAAAGGAUAUGGACCCUUCUCCUGAGACAAAUAAAGACUUCACUGUGCAAGGCCAGAGGAAAGACGACACAAUAUUUCUGAAACUGCGAAUAGCAGAUUCGACAGGUCACUUUCGAAAUAUCCACUUCCCAUUUGACAUUGGGGCAGAUACUGCAAUUGCUGUUGCUAGUGAAAUGGUUCAAGAGUUGGACCUAACAGAUCAAGAUGUCACAACAAUUGCUGAAAUUAUUGACGCUGAAAUCCAAUCCCACAUUCCAGAUUGGACAUCCAGUGAAAUUUCUGGAGAUAAUAUUGAUGGUGAGGUCUCAACUCCAUAUAGCCCAGUUUCUGAGUCUAAGGAUGAUGCUUCUGCCUUGGUACAUGAGGCCGUCCUUUCUAGUAAUCUUGCAUUAGAAAGAUUGCCUUCAGGUCGCAAGUACUGGUCUGACUCACCCAAGGAAGGUAGUGGAAAUUCUCCAGGUAAGCAUGGGUUUUCGAACUUGCAUUCUCCAGCAGAUUCGGUCAUUGCAGGAGGUACUGAAGACAAUGAAAAUUCUCCUGGUAGCCAUAGAGAGGAAGACGAUCCAAACGGCAGAGGUGCCUCUGAUUCACCAAAUGGUGGUACUGAGGAUGAUGAAAAAUCUCUUGGUAGCCUUAGAGAGGAAGAUGAUCCAACUUGUGCUGGUGCCUCUGAUUCACCAAAUGGUGCUGGUCAUAGUGCAGCUACUGAUCUACAUGUUAUUAAUGGAGCUCAUCCAUUUGAAUCAGAAGAAGUCAAGAUCUUUGCCGAGAAACUUGAGAAUCUAUUGGUAGAACAGAAAAAGGAGUUAGACGAGCUCAAGAGGAAGCAUGAAUUAGCAAUAUCAGACGUAUUGAAGGAACUACCCCCAGUUUUCUGUCAAAAGGUUUUAGAUAUAUGUAAGAUAAAGAUUCCGGACUACAAAAUGCUUUAUGAGGCAGACUGCUAA